Messenger RNA from Phytophthora infestans T30-4, 803 nucleotides. RefSeq lists its product as uncharacterized. The transcript has a single exon. NCBI's taxonomy places the organism in Eukaryota, Oomycota, Peronosporomycetes, Peronosporales, Peronosporaceae. The coding region runs from base 30 to 734 and encodes 234 amino acids. The record is from RefSeq and is a predicted model, not a curated record.
GGUCUUUUCGCUCCAACAGCUCUUCAAAAAUGACGCAAGACAUCCAAGUCGGCACAAAAGGCGGGACUGUAAAUGGAACCAGCGGCGGUGGCAGCACUCACCCUCCUCUAUUUGAAUCACCGUCCAAGCGAGGCAUACAUCACACAGUCGCAGCGCACAUACCCACGGAGCAGCGCUUUCGAUGGCAAGCAGGCGCUGCGGCUUCAGAUGCUUUCUACAGCCUUCCAACCAGCAUCGGCACAAGUCCGAAAAAGAGCUUUGGAAACAGCACACGCGAGGACUGGGAUUUCGCUCGCAAGCGAGUUGAUCCAGGGGCAGGUCCAGGUUCAUAUGAACCGUCAACGUCGUGCGGUAAGCAAGUGAGUUCGGAGUGUCGGUCUGCCGGAUCGUCGGCUUUCGAGAAUGCCCCACGUACGCCAUUGCAAGAGAAUUCGACACCCUCUCCAGGCCCAAUUUACGAUCUUCCGCCAGUCAUGGGCCGAGGAUCUUCUGCACCCAAACUAGGCACGUCACUACGUCCUCCACUGCACAACAAGAGCAUCGGUCCGGGACCGAAUCUUAUGCUCAAAGGCUCGUUCCAAGAGUGCCAGCAAACCGUAUCCCCGACGUUCGGCAAGGAAAUGCGUCUCAGAUCUUCCAACUCGCAGCAAACGCCAGGACCCAUUUACGACUUGUACCACACAGAUCACCGUACAGGGCCCCACAUCACAUUCAGCCGCGCCAAACGAUUUUAGAAGCUUUAUUAAAAAAAAUACGACCACUUAAAAGUCGAAGUGGCAGAAUUUAAGCUACGAUCAUCAAAA